GACCAUGUCGAAUUUGUGUUUGUCCGUCAAUUUCAGUUUUACCAUGCAGGACUUCUAUUGGUUCAUGAAACGCAUAAUUUUACUAUGUUGGACUCCGGUCCAUAAACGAACGAGAACACCAUCCCGGGUUGUUUUUAUUGGUCCGUAAAAUCAUAAAAAAUGCAACCGAGGAAAGCCCUUGUUUUGUUUUCAGUUAGACUGUUGGUGUUAUAAGCAGGUAGACUUUGGGAUGUUUUUAAAAUUGUUUAAUUUCGUUUCUAAUCACAGCAAAAGCUACAUCUUCAUCUAUCAUUCGUUGGCACUGACUAUUUAUUACGUGGCUGUGAUUGAAACAAAACAUACUGGGUUCUUCUAGGCGUCUGGGAGUCAGUUGUUUUGCUAAUAACUGUCUAAUCCAGCGGUUCUGGUUUGGACAUGGAAAAACGUUUCUUUGCGCCUUUAAUUUUAAAUUUACAGUAAUUACUACCAUGCGCCCCUGUAGAACAACGACGCAUGCGGAAGUGCCCUCUCAGGCCAAUAGCGCAGGCGAAAGUACAGUUACAGAUCAGCUGCGCAGGCGGAAGUGCCGUUACAGAUCAGCUGCGCAGGCGGAAGUACGGUGUAUUGCUCAGAUAUUCCUGUGCAGUCUUACGUGUUCACGGGUCGCGUGGGCGCCGCGUUCAGUUUUCGUCGGAAUGUGACAUUGAGUCGCUACUUAGCUUCAUUGCUAACUCAGGUGUUAGCUGAAGCGUUAACUAAGUCAGUGCCGCGCGAAUGAAAUAAAAGAGAUCUCGCACCCAGGCUUCACAGCACCCUGGUGAAGUUACCAUGUUCUUGCCUGCAUCUCUAUGUGAACAGCCUAAAUGACUGGCACUAGGAAGAACACGCAGCAUGCUGCUGCAAAGAUGGACCUUGCUUUUGGAUCAGUCAAGCCAUAUGGAUCCAGUCGGAGUAUCGUGAGGCGAAUUGCCAGCAGUCUCCCUCUUGCUCCUUGCCCUCGAGUCCGUUUUCAGCUCCAGCCGUACACUGAAGGAGCACGCUUCCUCAACCGCUCCCGUGAAAAGAAUGAGCUUGUGGCAUCCCUUGCCGAUGUCGCCUGGAUUGACGGUGAGGAUGACUUGUCCUCGGGACUCAGGUCCGGGAUGCAGCCGGGGUUCAUAUUCCGCUCCCACCAGAGGCAGGCGCACAAGAGGCCUGUUAGGAGACGGCGCUCUCUGCCUGCCGUCCACAUAGAGGAGUCGGAGCCUGAAGAUCCUGUUCUGGGUAGCACAGAGACCAUCCAGAAGAUCAGUGCCCUGGAGGCUGAGCUGGCCAGGCUGCGCGAACAGAUCGCUCAGAUUGUCCUGGCCCAGGAGCAGAACACACGGGCAGCUGCAUCUGGACCUGCUAUACCAGCUGCUGCACCUCCCCCACUAGAUUCUUCUCUGCCCUCACUGCUCUCACCACCUCCACCCCCACCCCCACCACCUCCACCCCCACCAUGCUCGCAGAGUACAUCAGCCAUAGACCUCAUCAAAGAGCGCCGAGGAAGGAAGGCCAUGGGCUCACAGCCUGAGCAGGACAACAAGCCGAAGCCGUCGGAGAUCCCCAACAUGCUGGACGUGCUGAAGGACAUGGACAAAGUUAAACUGCGUUCAGUCAAAAGUCGACCUGAGGGAGAGCGUGCCAAGCCCAGCGACUCCACAGAUGCUGCUGCACUUAUUGCGGAUGCUUUGAAGCGCAAAUUUGCCCACCGGUACCGGAGCGACAGUCAUGCAGAAAGUGACUUCAGCCUUCCUGUUCGUGAAUCGAAACCUCUCUCAGAGACGCCAUUGUUUGGGCAGCACAUGCUGAAGUCAACUGGAAAAAAGAAGCUUUUGUGAAUCCAGGCUUCUUUUUUAAAAAAAAAA
This is a messenger RNA of Scleropages formosus (Asian bonytongue), 1868 nucleotides long. RefSeq names its product mitochondrial fission regulator 1 (gene mtfr1). The transcript has 8 exons. Bases 843 to 1841 code for a protein of 332 amino acids. NCBI's taxonomy places the organism in Eukaryota, Metazoa, Chordata, Actinopteri, Osteoglossiformes, Osteoglossidae. Gene Ontology annotation, biological process: mitochondrial fission; aerobic respiration. The record is from RefSeq and is a predicted model, not a curated record. Gene Ontology annotation, cellular component: mitochondrion.